Messenger RNA from Exophiala bonariae, 978 nucleotides. RefSeq lists its product as uncharacterized. Bases 1 to 978 code for a protein of 325 amino acids. The transcript has 4 exons. The record is from RefSeq and is a predicted model, not a curated record. NCBI's taxonomy places the organism in Eukaryota, Fungi, Ascomycota, Eurotiomycetes, Chaetothyriales, Herpotrichiellaceae. Gene Ontology annotation, molecular function: L-lactate dehydrogenase (NAD+) activity. Gene Ontology annotation, biological process: pyruvate metabolic process; lactate metabolic process.
AUGGAACCCCCUUUUAUGGACCCCGAGAUCUCAAGAGACAGAUCUCGCAUCGCUGUUUUGGGUGCUGGCUCAGUUGGGUCGGCCAUUGCCCUGUGCUUGAUACUGAACCCAGUGGCAAGCGAAGUCCUCCUGGUGGACCCUAAGGCCGAUUUGAGAGACGCCCAAGUGAAAGAUCUUGGAGACGCAACUACCUACCAUGGCGCCGUAGGUGGUGGUGGGGUGAGAAUUCGAAGCGGCACGCAUCGAGAGGCUGGACAAUGUGAUAUCGUUGUGAUCUCUGCUGGUGCAAAGCAGAGACAAGGCGAGUCACGGACGGACUUACUCGGAAGAAAUUUGGCAAUCUUACGGUCUGCCAUCAAUGACAUGAAGCCAUUUAGGGAAGAGACUGUGAUUCUUCUGGUGGCAAAUCCCGUCGAUGUUUUGACCUACUAUGCCCAGAAAUUCGCAGGUCUUCCUCGGUCACAAGUCAUCGGUAGUGGGACGUUCCUCGAUAGUGCUAGACUGCGAGGGAUUUUGGCCGACAAGAUUGGUGUUGAUGCUGGUAGUGUUGAUGCAUAUGUGCUUGGAGAGCACGGUGAAACUCAAUUGGUUGCCUGGUCAUGCGUGACUAUUGGGGCAGUCCCCAUGGAUCAAUGCCUACCACCAGAUGUCACAAUCGACCGCAAGGCAGUUGCAGCUGAGACCAAGGAUAAGGCUGCCAAAAUCAUCGAAGCCAAAGGAGCGACAGCAUAUGGUAUUGCUGCCUUGACCGCAUCUAUUUGCAAAUCGAUCCUGUUUGAUCAGCGUAAUGUUCGGCCUAUCUCACAUUGGAACGAAGAGCUGGGCUGCUGCUUGAGCUUGCCCGUGGUAUUAGGGCGCAAAGGGAUCGUAAGAACGCUCAAUAUCCCUCUGAACGACGACGAGACGCACUUGUUGAACAUAAGUGCAGGAGCGUUGAAAGGUUUCAUUGAAGAUGCAGAGAAAAGUCAGAAGUCGUGA